AAAUGAGAGUCUUCCUGUCACAAGCYACAAACAUGCCAAACACUGAAACAUCAGUGAACAUUUGGACAGAAAACUGAGAAGACGGGCAGAUUUAUGCACAUCGUUAAGCUAACAGGUCACUGCUUUUACAGUUGUACCRAGACAUGGAGGGAAACACAACUUUCCCUGUGUUUCCCACUAAUAGCAGCUUCACCAACAGAUCCUGCUCCCGUGAUAAUGCUUUCAAGACGGUGGUUUUACCUGUCCUCUACUCCUGUCUUUUCUUGGUGGGAAUGUCUCUGAAUUGUUUGGCAGCAUGGGUGUUGUUUCACAUCCCCUCUCGCUCUUACUUCAUUAUUUACCUGAAGAAUAUUGUUGUUGCAGAUGUCAUCAUGACGCUGACGUUUCCUUUUAAGGUGCUGUCAGACUCCAACAUGGCAACCACUAACCUGCGGGUAUUUGUGUGCCGCGUCUCCUCGGUGCUGUUUUACCUCACCAUGUACAUCAGCAUCCUUUUCUUUGGCCUCAUCAGCAUCGACCGCUGCAGAAAGACCCUUAAGCCCUUUAAAGGUCUUAAYGCUAACCGACUCACCUGGAGGAAACUUCUUUCAGGAGCCAUUUGGACUUUUCUGCUGAUCCUCUGCCUGCCCAACGUGAUCCUCACGUGUAAAACUCCGACUUCUCCUGAUUUCAAAUGCAGCGACCUGAAGACAGAAAAUGGGCUAUACUGGCAUGAGGUGGUAAAUGAUGUCUGUCAAGUGAUUUUCUGGGUCAACCUGGUGACUGUGUUGAUAUGCUACACUCUAAUCACCAAAGAACUGUACAAGUCCUACUCCCGCACCAAGUCCCACAGCUCUGAAGGGACUGUACCUCUGGCACCAAGAGGGGAAACAAUUCGGAGGCCUCAGGAGACCAAAAGGAAAAAAAUGAAUGCAAACGUAUUCCUGAUUCUAGCGGUGUUCUUUGUGUGCUUUGUGCCUUUUCACUUCGCCCGAGUUCCGUACACCAUGAGCCAGACCCGACCGGUUCUCUUCGAUUGCACGCUCAAGCUUUUCUUCUUUCAGCUGAAGGAAAGCACACUUUUCCUCUCAUCCCUAAAUGCUGUACUGGACCCUCUAAUCUACUUUUUCCUCUGCCGGUCCUUCAGGGCCACUCUAUUUAAGACCCUGCGGCUACCCUCUGGUACAUGCAGCUGGGCAACAGGAACCAGAGACUCAUCUGACUGUGCAUAAAAAAAGAGUAAGACUUAAUGGGAAUUAUUGUGGCAACURCAAAACUGGGUCACUCAUAAAUGGAUCAUUACAUACAGUAUGUACCUUAUUACCAUUCUGGAGGCUAUCCUUAUGUCUUUUGAUUUUCAAAUAUGUAUGUUGCUUUUUCUUACAGCCAUGUGACAAGAAAAUCUUAGCUUUGGGCUUUGAGAAAUUUCAUGAAGAAACAAUAAAAUGAGUAAAAAUACUAACAAUAAUUUUAUUAGUUUUUAAUCUAGUAUGUGGCAAUUUCUAACUGGCAAAAAAAUACAGUUUUUUGCUUUGUUUUUCAACCAUAAACAGCUCACCUAAAGGAAGAGUUCAGUCCGAAAAAGUGGUUAAUAAUUACAAAUAAUUAUUUAACUGUUGCAGAUUGCUGUUUGAAAGACCUCCAUUUGGAUUUAUGUGGUUAGUCAAAGCAUAGCAAGGACCACAAGUUGCGCCAGAAAUGCUAUAGCUAGCUACUGCUGUUUGAAUUUACAAACAAUCAUAGAAUUUUGGUGACUAAGCCAGUAUCAGCUAAACCCAAUGAGCUUUAAGUUGUGAGUAACAAUUAAGUUGUUCCCAUCCCUUAAUUUUGAAUGCCCUGUUGGGUCUUAAUUCUGCAUCUACAGGAAAAGAAAAUGUACAGACAUUUCCAUUAUUCACACAAAACUAGGAAUGAUAUUUGAUUGUAUUUAUAGUUAUGUAUUUUGUUUGAUUAAUAUAAAGUCAGGGAUUGGUACCUGUCAUAGUGUUUAAAUACAUGAUAAAACAUUUAAAAUUUAUAGUAACUAUUUCAUACAGUAUCUCUACUGGAUAAAAUAAUGUGGGAUUUGUUGAAAUCACAACCAUUUGUGUCAAAAAAGAAAGUGUUGGAUUAAAUUUCAGGAUGCAUUCAAAUGCUCCGGUUAGACAUAGAAAAACACAACAAAACACAGCAACAACUGCUUUUUCAAGUAAUGACAAAUGAAAAUCAGGUGCCACUGGGAAGGUUGAAGAGGAAAACAUGCAAAACAGAAAUCAUUCUGGUAUUAAGUUUGGUUGAAGUUCGUUUCGGAAACUGACACUGACGUAAUUAUGAGCAAUAUCAUCUUACCUGUGGAAGAUAUUUUCUAUUUUCUGCUCCUUUUCAUUCAUGACUUAUUUUUUCAUUUUUUUCUUUGAUCUUUGACUUUUGUAUGAA
This is a messenger RNA of Austrofundulus limnaeus, 2394 nucleotides long. It is a transcript of the gene p2ry12, whose product is annotated as purinergic receptor P2Y12. The transcript is spliced from 3 exons. Bases 144 to 1211 code for a protein of 355 amino acids. Gene Ontology annotation, biological process: G protein-coupled receptor signaling pathway. Gene Ontology annotation, cellular component: membrane. Lineage: Eukaryota; Metazoa; Chordata; Actinopteri; Cyprinodontiformes; Rivulidae. Gene Ontology annotation, molecular function: G protein-coupled purinergic nucleotide receptor activity. The record is from RefSeq and is a predicted model, not a curated record.